This is a messenger RNA of Ruditapes philippinarum (Manila clam), 10200 nucleotides long. RefSeq names its product nuclear distribution protein nudE-like 1. NCBI's taxonomy places the organism in Eukaryota, Metazoa, Mollusca, Bivalvia, Venerida, Veneridae. Gene Ontology annotation, molecular function: microtubule binding. Gene Ontology annotation, biological process: mitotic centrosome separation; centrosome localization; chromosome segregation. The record is from RefSeq and is a predicted model, not a curated record. Bases 410 to 1372 code for a protein of 320 amino acids. Gene Ontology annotation, cellular component: kinesin complex; kinetochore; centrosome. The transcript has 10 exons.
CUGACACGACCAAGAUCAAUUCGCCAUUUUUGUCUUCCGGGAGGUAACAAAUUUGACACACAGAUUUCAAAACGGAUUUUCAUGUUUUAUAAAAGAUAUAUUGUUAUAUUCACUGUUAUACAAUAUUGAUUUAUGCCUACGUGAAUUUCUGGUAUAGGAUUUAGUUACUUUAAAUGUUGAUCUAUAGAAUUUGAUUGCAAAAAAAAAAAUUGAAUUCAGGAACUUCAGAAUCUGCCUUAUUAUCUGGUUAUUUUCAGUGUUAAUUUCAGUGUUUUUUAUUAAAACUCUAUACAGUAUAGACCUAAUGCACUUGUUUUAAGGAGAUUAUGUAACCUUUGUUAAUGACAUCAGCUUUGAUGUGAGUGAUCAGGUGUGUUAAACUGUAUGUGACUGAUACACAAAAAACAAUAUGGAUUCAAAGAAAUUUUCAUCACCUCAAGAAGAAAUAACUUUCUGGAGAGAGAAAGCAGAGAAGUUUAAACAAGAACUUGAGGAGACGCGGGAAGAGUUCGAGGACUUUCAGGUGAGCAGUCGCGAGUUCGAGGCGGAGUUAGAAACACAGGUGGAACAAUUAGAGAAGAAAAGUAAAACAUUAGGACAAGAGAAUUCUAGGUUACAACAUGAAGUGGAAUCAUUAAGAUCAAAAUUAGAGACAUUACAUGGGCAAAGUCAUACUCAAAUAUCUGAUUUAGAAAGUGAACUUUUACAAGUGCGGGCAUUUAAAGAUGAGUUACAAAAAUAUAUACGAGAAUUGGAACAGUCAAAUGAUGAUUUAGAAAGAGCAAAAAGGGCAACAGUUGUAUCAUUAGAAGAUUUUGAAACUAGGUUAAAUCAGGCUAUAGAAAGAAAUGCAUUUUUAGAAAGUGAAUUAGAUGACAAAGAGACAUUAUGUGAGACAGUACAAAGGUUGAAGGAUGAAGCUAGAGAUUUACGACAAGAGAUUGAUGUACGAGAAAAACCUCUAUCGCAGUCAGGUUCAGGGGCCACAACUCCUACAAACCCUGAAAGUCGCCUUCAAGAAAAGUCACAUAACAAUAAUAAACUGUCAAAUAAAAGUAUAAAUGAACCAAAUGGUACAAUAAAUCACAUUGACCAAGGUGGAAACAUUACUCCAAACAAAGGCAUCCCUACCAUGAAUGGCGGUACCCCACUCACGCCGUCGGCUCGAAUAUCUGCACUUAACAUAGUAGGCGAUCUGUUACGAAAAGUUGGAGCACUAGAGAACAAGUUAGCCUCCUGCCGAAACUUUGUAAAAGAUCCGCCCCGAGGUAGCAACCCGAAAAGUGGGAAUAGUCCUGUCAAUUCUCCAAGAGAUGUCUUUUGGACCAAAGCGCGGCGGCAAAUAAUUUUCUAUCCUGAUUUUAAAGCAUAGGACCAAAAGAAUGACCAGGGCCGCUGUGGUCCACCCACAACCGAGUGUGAAAAUACCCGUGUAACUGUGCCAUCGUAACACCAUCUGACAUCGCUAUUAACAACCGUCUUAGAUAGGAAAUUAUCGUUACACAAACUUUAUUCACAUAAUCUACAUGAUAUUCAUUUUUCGACAGGAAUGAAACGAUUUUUGUUUUUGUUUUAUUUUUGUGGCCAGUGUUGCUUGAUAAAAAAAAUACUCUUGUUAUUUUUUUGGAAAAAAAGGUUUAAGGUAAUUUUAAUGGUGGAAGGAGUUGAUUUAAUGUUGUUAUUGUAUCUGCCAACGUUUUACGAAAGUUUAUUGUCAUGUCACUGAUGAUUGUUCAGUCUCGGAUAUAAGCUGUAAGUCAAUAGAAAAUGAUGAUAAGGUCGUUGCUUUCAGAAUAGUUGGAAUAUCCACAUUUUUGUGUGUUUCGAUUUGUUUUAUUAAACUUGCCAGUGGCACUUUAGUUGCAGUGUGUGCACUUCAUAAAAAGGGAGAGAAGGGUACACAACCAUGAAUUCCGUAGAGGAUACAAAUAAGAAGAUAUUGAAGUACGGAACUGUCCGAAAAGGUUGUGAAAAAAAAAUCAGAAGAGCUGUUAACAUUGGUUGUUAAAACAUCCAACCAUAAGCCAUUUUCGCAAGCAAAACUAGAACAGGUUUUUUGUUUAUUCUAUAUUGAAUAAACAUUAUAUAGAAUAAACAUUAUUUUGUAGGCUUAUAACAAAAAAAAAUCUGAUUUAUUAAUAGAAUGAGGAAUAAUCUACAAAAUAAUGAAUGGCAUCAUGAGAUGUAAGAAACCAAAGAUUAUAAAAGCUGUCUUGUGAUUUGUGUUUUUAUUCUCAAAAUUUUUCUCUUUUUUGGUCAAUGACAGUGUUUCUUUUUUAGCUCACCUGUCACAAAGUGACAGGGUGAGCUUUUGUGAUCGCUUUUCGUCCGCCGUCCGUCCGUCGUCCGUCCGUCCGUAAACUUUUACUUUAAAUGACAUCUCCUCAUAAACCACUAAGCCAAUUUCAUUCAAACUUCACAGGAAUGUUCCUUUGGUGGUCACCUUUAAAAAUUGUUCAAAGAAUUUAAUUCCAUGCAGAACUCUGGUUGCCAUGGCAACCGAAAGAAAAAACUUUAAAUAUCUUCUUUUAAAAAACCAUAAGAGCUAGAGCUUAGAUAUUUGGCAUGAAACAUCUUCUAGUGAGUGUCUACCAAGUUUGUUCAAAUAAAAGCCCUGGGGUCAAAAUUGGCCCCGCCCCGGGGGGUCAUUGAUUUUCCCUAUAUGCAUAUAGUAAAAACUUAAAAAAUCUUCUUUUAAAGAACCCAAAGAGCUAGAGCUAAGAUAUUUAGCAUGAAACAUGUUCUAAUGGGUGUCUACCAAGUUUGUUCAAAUAAAAGCCCUGGGGUCAAAAUUGGCCCCGCCCCGGGGGGUCAUUGAUUUUCCCUAUAUGCAUAUAGUAAAAACUUAAAAAAUCUUCUUUUAAAGAACUUAAAGAGCUAUGGCUAAGAUAUUGAGCAUCAAACAUGUUCUAAUGAGUGUCUACCAAGUUUGUUCAAAUAAAAGCCCUGGGGUCAAAAUUGGCCCCGCCCCGGGGGGUCAUUGAUUUUCCCUAUAUGCAUAUAGUAAAAACUUAAAAAAUCUUCUUUUAAAGAACUCAAAGAGCUAUGGCUAAGAUAUUGAGCGUCAAACAUGUUCUAAUAGGUGUCUACCAAGUUUGUUCAAAUAAAAGCCCUGUGGUCAAAAUUGGCCCCGCCCCAGGGGGUCAUUGAUUUUUCCCUAUAUGCAUAUAGUAAAAACUUAAAAAAUCUUCUUUUAAAGAACCAAAAGAGUUAGAGCUAAGAUAUUUAGCAUGAAACAUGUUCUAAUAAGUGUCUACCAAGUUUGUUCAAAUAAAAGCCCUGGGGUCAAAAUUGGCCCCGCCCCGGGGGGUCAUUGAUUUUCCCUAUAUGCAUAUAGUAAAAACUUAAAAAAUCUUCUUUAAAAGAAUUCAAAGAGCUAUGGCUUAGAAAUUUAGCAUCAAACAUGUUCUAAUAGGUGUCACAAGUUUGUUCAAAUAAAUGCCCUGGGGUCAAAAUUGGCCCCGCCCCGGGGGUCAUUGAUUUUCUUUAUAUGUGUAUAGCAAAAACUUAAAAUCUUCUUUGAAAAAACCCAAAAAGCUAGAGUUUAGAUAUUAAGCAUGAAACAUCUUCUAGUAAGUGUCUACAAAGUUUGUUCAAAUAAAAGCCCUGGGGUCAAAAUUGGCCCGGCCCCGGGGGUGUCAUUGUUUUUAACUAUAUGUGUAUCGUAAAAACUUAAAAAAAAUCUUCUUUUAAAAAGCCCAAUGAGCUAGAGCUUAGAUGUUUAGCAUGAAACAUCUUCUUAUGGGUGUCUACCAAGUUUGUGCAAAAUAAAGCCCUUGGGUUAAAUUGGCCGUGCAACGUUGGGAGGGGGGGGGGUUGUGGGGGCCUAUAUACAGGUGAGCGACCUCAGGGCCAUCAUGGCCCUCUUGUUUUGUUUUGUACACAUUCUUGCUUAAAAAAAAAAUCUUGUUUAAUCACGCAUUAUGAUAUUGCUAUCUUUAGCUUUUGGUCAGGCACAUGCAUUUCCUGAAAAAAUUAGUUGACUAAAUGCCUGAAUAGGGUUAAAAGCAGUCACAAGUUAGUUGUCGAACAUUCUAAUGUUUAGGUAAAGACAUUUGACAUGAAGUUUUGUCAAACCAUGCAAACAAAUUAAUUAAACAAAUCAUAAUUAUGAACUUGAAGUAAGACAUGUUUUCCAUAUAGGUUUAUGAAUAUCAGAUUAAUAUCAAAGUAAUAACAUGAAAGCUUUUUAAAAAAAUCCAUUAUGGUAAAUGAAAAAACAUGUAUAUUUAGUUGAGAUAAAAUAUAUAGAUAAAUGGAGAAUAAUUUUGAAAAUAGAAAAUGCAAAUCAUAUGGCAAACAGCUUUCAGAUGGGGGAGAUGAUAUUACUAGAGAUUUCUAGUCACAAGUAGAAUCUUAGAUUAUUGGUGUGAUGAGGUAGAGUAGUAAUACAAAACUGUGAUCUGUUUUUUAAAAAAAAGUAGUUCUCUGACAUGUAAGGGUACAGAUUUCAUGUCAGAUUUUUUUUUUCAGAAAGAAAACAAAUCAGUUACUGUCUCAUGUACAAAAUGUAGAUUUUUUAAUAGAUAUUUGUGUACAUUGUAUUAUUUUUUUAUUGAAUAAUGUUAACAAAAAAUGCCCCAAAAAAUUGUUGAAGUUAUUUGUCAGUCAUAAAUUAAUUAAGUAUUGUAAGUAAUAAGUUAGUGAUAAGUGAAGUAGAAAUUACAAUUAUAAAAGUAAAUGAUACCUGACACAAGAAUUCUUAGGGUAAACACUUAUAUAUUUGGUUAUUUUCAUAAAACAGAACUCCAAUAUUUUUUGAAAGUUACAUGCCUCCAGAUGAGUCAAAAUAUUUCAAUAAAAUCAAACUUUAGAAAAAUGUACUAAGAUGUUAGGAAAAGUAAAAAGUUUCAAGAUUCAAGUAAUAUUUUACAUGUUAUGUGCGAUUUUCAGUAUUUACAAUGUGAUUCUACUGCGUUGUUAACGUAGUAGGGGCAAUUCAUGCAUAUUUUGACCACUUUUUAUGGUAAUUUACAUGGUUUAAAAGUGCCAUUGACAAUGUGUAAAUUGCUUCUUUUUGGUUACUUCUUAAUAUUACACAUUCAAAUACAUUUUCAAAAUUUUCAUAAAAAUUAGCAUGAAUCUGGAGUCGUGCAGCUUUAAACAUUUGUUAAGUAACAAAUGUUAUUUAUUAUGAAUUUGUUUGAGAUAUUAGUCUUUUUGCACAAAUCAUCUGAAUGAGGUAGUUUAUAAUUUGAUGAGCACUUUGAAUACAAAUGUAUUAAUAAUGAUUUUAUUCCUUUUAACCAUACUAAAUGUCUUAAAUAGACUUGCUUAAAUCAUUUCAGUCUGGAUAAAAACCUUUCAAUAAUUUUAGGGAAAAUUUUAAUAUUUGUCCUUAAUGACCAUGAUCAGACAGUACGGGAGUGCUGGUUCAGUUUGGUUACAUGGGUUGAUUCAGUCACAGCCGGCAGGUUAAACGUUUAAUGAUCAAUAUGACUUGUCGGAAAUCAGGCCAGCAGGCAAAGUUCUGUGCCAUCUGCCAAGACGCACUACAUUUGGGCGCUCAAUUUUAGCCCUCAUUAUAUUGAAACCCCUUCCAAAUAACAAUGUACCAUUCUAAAUUCAUAACAGGGAAAGUCCCCAUUACACAGAUAUUGUGAUGUUAGGGUUAUAAAUCAGUUCAUCCUCAUAAGAGGGUUAUGAACUUGAAAUUAUGACAAAAAUGAAAAAUCAUGUUGUUUUCUUACUCAGUUAAAACACUUAUGCUCAGAUACAUUGUUAUUAAUAAGUACAAGUCAUGUAUAAAGUUAUAAGAAUUGUUUUUUUGUAUUGUUAUCUCAUUACACAAAAUCCAAAUAUCAUCAUUCAAUCAUGUUAUUUAUUUUUUCGCAUCUUCAUUUAAAAAUGUUGUACAUUUUUCGUGUAAAUUGUAUUUUUCGUAUAUCUGCAGUUGUACAUAUUGAAAUUUGUACAUAUUGAAAGAAUUCCAACUCACUCUGGGAGACAAGUGUAGUUAGCUUUACUAAAAGCAUUAAUAGGUUUGAUAUUGUGAAGCCGGGUCCAUGGUUACUGAAAAUGGAAACCAGUAAAGGAUAUAAACCUCUGCCAUUAGUGGAUUUCAAAUCUUUAAUCUGAUUCAACCAAUCAGAUUCUUUGAAAUAUAGACUGGUUUUCAAUUCUUUGGACUCCAAAAGUAAUUAAUUAUUGAUAAUUUGAAAGUGUUAGAUAACCCUUCAGUACAUAUUAAACAAGAUAGUAUUCUUAUAAUUAUAAAUAAGAUAUUCAAAAUAAGCAUCAAAACACCAGAAAGUGGUAAACCCAAAAUCUUUUGAAAUCAGUUGAUUUUUCAGGGGAAUGAUGAAAUAUUGUAAAGAAAUCAUGCAAAUCUGACAAAUAGACAGAUUAUAAUGACUUUCCCAUAAUUAUGUAUCCAUGGAGAAAUUCUUGAUAAAACAUUGGGAUUUUACUAUAUCCCCUUGUAGUAACUUAGUGAAUUACAUUAAAUAUAUAAUAGAAAUCCAAGUUUUGGAUAUACAGUUGUAUUUCAACUUCCCUCUCUUUCACUAUAUCUUGGAUACUUUCAACACCUCAUAUUCUUACCUUUGAAGUAUAGAUAUACCUGAUCUAUAUCUUGCUAUAGGAGCUAAACAAAUUGGAGAAUAUUGUUGAAGAACUCUACAUAGGCUAUUGCAGCACAGAAUGAGCUUACAGAAUAAGUAAUAACCACAUAUGAUACAUGUAGUUAAGUGUGUUGAACUAGGAGUUAGAAGCAUUGAAUACGUGAUAGUUAUUAUAUCUAGUUCAUUAAUCAUUUUAGGGUGAGGGGCACUCAUCAAAGACCCCAUUAGAACAUCAGACAAUGUUAUCUUUUCGAAAUUCUUGUAAGUUCAUAAUGGACAGUUCCAGAAUCAAAGCUGGACAAGUUCAUUACGCAGUAAAGGUUAAAAGACUUGGGGGAACAUGAUUGUGCCUGAGAUAAUAUACAAAGGGGCGCCCAAGGUCUUUGUCCAACAGUUAAGAUGCAAACUAUCCAUAUAACAUGUACAGUGUUUAAGUGACAUAAAAUACAACAAAGUAUAAAGUCUGCAUUGUAUUUAGAAAUAGGAUCAGGAAGAAAUGGUGUUGAAUUAAAAAAAAUGGGAUCAGGAAGAAAGAUAAUGCUCAUAAGAAGAAAUUAUUACAAAAGGCAGUGGGUAUUGACAUAAAAAUCUACUGUCUGUUGAAAAAAAUUGUAUAUUCAUAGCUCCAGGAAUAUGUAGAAAUGUUUACAUGUAUUAAAUUUGGGCAUUAAUAUAAUAUACAAAAUGUUUAAGACAUAAACGAUGCCAAAAUAGGAAGAAAAUUGCUAAGAAAUUUCUUCAAAUGAGACAAUUAAUGCUUAGAAAAUGUAAAUAAGUGAAACUUACAGCUUAGAUUGUUUGUAAACUUUCGAUAAAAAUCGUAGAAUCCACUCAUUCCUAGUAAUCUCUUUUGUAUGUUAAUAUAAUUGUUGUUGUUGUUGUUGAUGAUAAUGAUGAUGAUGAUGCUUGUAAUGUUGAAGAAUCAGCAUAUUUUGGUUGCAUGUUAAAGAUGUGGUUAUAGGUAUAUAUGAUAAUAUGCAUAUGAAAAAUGUUCUUUCAAUAAGUGCUUUACCGUAAUAUACUGGUAGCUAAUUGUGUAUUGUGUCAGUUGUUUUCUUCUCCUUUUGGGUAGAAAUUUUAAUUCAUCGUUCAGCUAUAGACUUUGUUUAAAAUUUCUUUUUCAAUAAGUCUAUGAUUUUGAUGCAAGUUUAUUAUAUUGAAACUGGUUUUAUAAGAAACCAGUUUAAGAAUAAAUAACUUUUAAAAAAAGCAACUUUACAUGAGAAAUUUUUUUUUUAUUUAUUUCAUUGUGUUAGUUUCCAAUAUUUUGGAAUUUAUUUCUUUUUUCAAAUUGUUUGGUCUUCUUGAAUAUUAGAAAAAUUUAUACUAACUUGUAUUUCACAAUCUUGUCUUGAAGUAACCUUCUCUCUCAAACUAUUUUACCAUGCAUAUUUUCUGAUUGGAUAUCUCGAAAAACAUAUUGACACUUUAACCAACUUGUAUUUAAUACAUGUAUUAUUGAAAUAUAAAGCAUGUUAUUCCAUAGUGAACCACAAUGAUAAAACAUGGUUUGCCAUUGUGAACUGUCAUGAUUAAAGCAUGUUUUACCAUUGUGAACCAUCAUGAUUAAAGCAUGGUUUGCUAUUGUGAACCACCAUGAUAAAACAUGGUUUACCAUUGUGAAUUAUCAUGAUUAAAGCAUGGUUUACCAUUGUCAGCCAUUCCGAUUAAAGCAUGGCUUGCCAUUGUGAACCAUCAUGAUUAAGGCAUGGUGUACCAUUGUAAACCAUCAUGAUUAAAGCAUGGUUUACCAUUGUGAACUAUCAUGAUUAAAGCAUGGUUUGCCAUUGUGAACCAAAGCAUGGUUUGCUAUUGUGAGCCAUCACGAUGAAAGCAUGGUUUGCUAUUGGGAAUCAUCAUAAAGCAUGGUUUACAAAUGUACAUCAUUGUGAAUCAUCAUAAUUUUAAGUAUGUAUUAUGUAACUAACCACUUGAAAGGCGGCCUACCUCUUUGUGAUUUUUAGUGAAUUUUGUAAGUCUCGAUUUAUGUGCAAUUAUUGUUAUAGGAUUUCAUUUUUCAUGUAAGGGUGUAGGUUUUUGACUUGUGUAAAUUUUUUGAUUUUUUUAUGUCAUCAAGUGGCAUUUAUUGCCUGUUUUUGAAGGAUAAGUUCUUUUCUUUUACAUAAAAUUGUAAGAAAAAUAUCAUAUUCUUUAAGUGUAAUAGAUUUUAUAUAGAAUAGUUUUUGACACAUAGAUAAUAAAAAUAAAGUUUAUAGUUUUUGACACAUAGAUAUUAAGGUUUAUGGAUAUAUAGUUCUUAACACAUAGAUAUUAAGGUACUACAAUCAUAAAUUUCUUGUGAAAAAUUACUUAGCUUUCUCACUGUUUGUAACCAUGGUGACAUGGAUGUGUUACUCUUCAUCUUGAAGAUGCUUAUUUGUUCUUAUAACAUCACAUGGAGUGGUGAAAUGUUCAGAAUUUUCGCAAGCUUUUUGAUGGCUGUAGUAUACUAAUUUGUUAAGCUACUGUUCAGUUCAAUUUAUGUUACAGAGCUUUAAUUGUUAUUAAUCAAGUAUAUAGAUUCUACCCAGGCAUCUUUGUGUGCCCAAGUUAAUGUGUACAGGAGCUACUGGGUGUUCUCAUUUGUUUUAAUAGGAACUUAAUGAUAUUGACAUUUUGCCUCAACAUUUUUAUACAAUAUGAAUAGUAUUCAUACACGUAUUAAGGAAUUACAUCUAAUGCAGAAGUCAUUAUUAAGUGUAUUGUAUUUAAGUUCUGAAAUAUAUCUAAAGUGAGAGAAUUUGAGGUUUGAAUUAUAAUCAUUAUAAUCAUACAUUGUAAAUGUGUUGUGCACCAUUCCUGUACAUGUGACAAUUUUGUACGGAUGUUUUUUAACAAUCGUGUAAACCGGUGUUUUUAACAACCGUAAGUGGUAAGCCUUUGCAACCAUUAUAGAGCAAAGUCAGUGUGAACUUUUGUGCAGUCUGACUAGACUCUAUAAUGUUUGCAGAUCAAUUUUUGUAUUUUGGUAUUAAAAUCCCUUUGAACUUUGAAUGAACUGCUCUAAAUUCAAAGCAAGGUAAAUCCAGUAUACACAAUUAGCAUGUUAAGUUAAUUCAAAAUACACAAUGUAUUCCUAUCUAUAAUUAAUAAUGAUAUUAAAACGGACUGGAAAUACUUUUUGACAUGUUCAACAUUAAACAUGAUAAAGAAACAGGUACUUCUAAGUAACAGUAAGCGUAAAUAAUUGGUAAAUAACCUCCUAUGUAGAAUUCUGUAUAAGUAUUUUUGCUUGAUCAAUCCAUUCCAAGAAUAUUAGAUGUUCUUAAUAGCAAAAUAAUUGAAAAGUUAUUAUUUAAAAAUAUCAUUUGAUGUCCUUUCAUAAUGUUUUGUAAUGAUUUACUGUUGAUACCUUCUUUGAGAAUUUUAAUAAUUAACUCUUGAGAGAAAUUUAAAAGCGAAAUUGAGUCAUAUAGCUAACGGUUUAAGUAAUGGCUUGAAUGUUUGCUAUGUACAAAAUUGUCUACAGUACAGGGAACAUAUUAUUUUGGCUUUAUUUGCUUGUGUUUUGUCAUUGAAUUACACAACAGUAUGGUUUGAUGUGUACUUUGUCAUAGUAUACAUUCACAUGGACAUGGAAUUGUCAAUUGGCAGAAAAUUGAUGGAAAAAAACUGAAAUAUAAAACUGUAAUAUUGA